Messenger RNA from Pecten maximus, 683 nucleotides. RefSeq names its product perlucin-like. The transcript is spliced from 5 exons. NCBI's taxonomy places the organism in Eukaryota, Metazoa, Mollusca, Bivalvia, Pectinida, Pectinidae. The record is from RefSeq and is a predicted model, not a curated record. The coding region runs from base 105 to 578 and encodes 157 amino acids.
ACUGUACGUAUAGUUCCUAAUUCCCGUUAGAUUUUCAACUGCGUCAUCCGUAGUGGUACUGUAGUGUAUAAUUGUUUUAAUUGGCAUCAUUGAUACAAAACACAAUGUUGAAGUACGGUAUUGUGUAUACAGUGUUUGCUGUCGCGGUUGUAACCGUUGCAGCUGAUUGCCCGGCCGGAUUCAUCCUGAAUCUGAACUCGUGUUAUAAACUCUUCAACAACACUUUCACCUGGCCCGAGUCUAUAUCGUUUUGCAACGCUUUCAACACGAACCUGGUCACAAUAGAAGACGAUACGGAGCUGGCGUUUUUAAUGACAAAGGCUGCUGAGGUAGGAGGAGCGGGAUUUUGGACAGGGGGCUCGGACGCUCUGGAACAGGACCAAUGGAUAUGGACAGAAACAGGGGAGAUACUGACUCUGACCGGUAAAUGGGCCCCCGGGGAACCUGACCGAACCGCCGGUAAAGAUUGCCUUGGAUUGUGGGGUGAUCAUGGAUACCUUCUAGGCGCAUGGGCAUGCAAUUCCUUGUUACAACCAAUUUGUGAGGUUAGUAUUGAGGGAACGGAAGUGAUUGGCUAGAACAAUGACAUUCUAAUGGAAAACAAUAAAACACUUACAGAAGCCACGUCGUUGAAUAUCUUUGUUGCAUCGUUUUCACAAUAAAUUGAUUUAGUAUAAACUUUA